This is a messenger RNA of Peromyscus eremicus (cactus mouse), 1306 nucleotides long. It is a transcript of the gene Sc5d, whose product is annotated as sterol-C5-desaturase. NCBI's taxonomy places the organism in Eukaryota, Metazoa, Chordata, Mammalia, Rodentia, Cricetidae. The record is from RefSeq and is a predicted model, not a curated record. The transcript has 6 exons. Bases 191 to 1090 code for a protein of 299 amino acids. Gene Ontology annotation, molecular function: oxidoreductase activity; iron ion binding.
GAGUGGGAGGACCGGCGAGCGAUCGCGAGGGAUCCCCAGUUGCCAAGUGCUGGGAGAGCACCCUUCGCACGGGUGUAGCCGUCCUCGCUUGAGGCGCAGGUUCAGCACUCAGCCUCAUCUGAUGACAGGUCCUGACUCCAAGUGACCGACGAGCACCUGUUGUUUCUUGGGUGACGUACCAGGGGCUGCGAUGGACCUGGUUCUCAGUGUUGCCGAUCACUACUUCUUUACUCCAUAUGUGUAUCCAGCCACGUGGCCCGAGGACAACAUCGUCCGACAAACUAUUAGUCUCCUGAUUGUCACGAAUCUGGGGGCUUAUAUCCUCUACUUCUUCUGUGCAACCCUGAGCUAUUAUUUUGUCUAUGAUCAUUCGUUAAUGAAGCAUCCACAGUUUUUAAAGAAUCAAGUCUCUCGGGAGAUCAUAUUCACCGUCAAGUCUUUGCCCUGGAUAAGUAUCCCCACCAUUUCAUUGUUCCUGCUGGAGUUGAGAGGCUACAGCAAGCUCUAUGAUGACAUAGGAGACUUCCCAAGUGGCUGGAUUCAUCUCAUCGUUAGCGUGCUAUCCUUCCUCUUUUUCACGGACAUGCUGAUCUACUGGAUUCACAGGGGCCUGCACCAUAGACUGGUCUACAAGCGCAUACAUAAACCUCAUCAUAUUUGGAAGAUUCCCACUCCAUUUGCAAGUCAUGCUUUUCACCCUGUGGACGGCUUCCUCCAGAGUCUACCUUACCACAUAUACCCCUUUAUCUUUCCACUGCACAAGGUUGUCUACUUAGGUUUAUAUGUCUUGGUUAAUGUCUGGACAAUUUCUAUUCAUGACGGUGAUUUUCGUGUCCCCCAGAUCUUAAGGCCAUUUAUUAAUGGGUCAGCUCAUCACACAGACCACCACAUGUUUUUUGACUAUAACUAUGGACAGUAUUUCACAUUGUGGGAUAGAAUUGGAGGCUCUUUUAAAAAUCCUUCCUCCUUUGAAGGGAAAGGACCACAUAGUUAUGUGAGGAAGAUGGCCGAAAGAGAGUUCAACAACCAUGCAGUAAAUGGCUGUAAAAGUGAAAAAGUGUGCAAUGAAGAGUUUACAAAGACUAAGUAGAUUAUUGCCCAAUUAUUAAAUAUUUUAAAUAAGGAAAUAAUCUACACACAGCCAAGAUACAUAGCGCAUAAGUGGUGUCAUUUGGACGCCAGCAUUUGUCUUCUGAUGAUAAACUGGGAAGAUGCUGGGAGCAGCAAGACUAUAAUCUAGUGGCCAGUGUGUCAGACAUUGGUCCAGGGGACAACUUGUGUCUUUGCAGCCAGCAGAUCUGCAGCC